Messenger RNA from Neocloeon triangulifer, 5712 nucleotides. RefSeq names its product kinesin-like protein KIF21A (gene Klp31E). The transcript has 20 exons. Gene Ontology annotation, biological process: microtubule-based movement; mitotic spindle organization. The coding region runs from base 188 to 4834 and encodes 1548 amino acids. Lineage: Eukaryota; Metazoa; Arthropoda; Insecta; Ephemeroptera; Baetidae. Gene Ontology annotation, molecular function: microtubule motor activity; microtubule binding; ATP binding. The record is from RefSeq and is a predicted model, not a curated record.
ACCCGAGCAGAGAGUCUCAGUGAGGCAGGUGUCGCAGGCAAGACCAGUUGUUUUCUUUUCUUUCGCCGUUUGAGUUGCCUUCUUUUGGACCAAUUUGGCGGCGCCGACGCUCGCCAGACGCCCCCGAACGGUGGCCGGACGAUGAGGAGAUCGCUCAGGACAAUCCGCUGAAAAAACAACGAGCAACAUGGCAGACGAGGACACCUCGGUUCGCGUCGCAGUCAGAAUACGACCGCAGAUCGCUCGAGAGCUGAUCGACAACCUUGGUGUGUGCACAAGUGUUACUCCCGGAGAGCCGCAGGUGCAGCUGGGAAAAGGCAACCUUUUCACCUAUGACCACGUUUUUGACACAGAGGAGGUCCAACAGGUCAUCUACGAGGCAUGUGUUGCCCAGCUAGUCGAGGGCGCCCUCGAGGGCUACAACGCCACAGUCCUCGCAUAUGGACAGACAGGAUCAGGCAAGACCUACACUAUGGGCACAGGCUACGAACUGACUUGCGGCAUCGAACACGUGGGCAUGCUCCCCAGGGCAAUCAGACACAUCUUUAGUGGAAUUGAGUCUCGGCAGGAGCAGGCUAGAGAAGCCGGUUUGCCUGUUCCGGAGUUUAGAGUUGAGGCUCAGUUCAUUGAACUGUACAACGAAAACCUCUAUGACCUGCUGGAGCCCGACAGGUCUAUACAAGAGCCUAAAAACAUCAGAGUUCACGGUGACCACUACGGAGGUAUUUCGGUCGAGGGUGUCACGCGGGCUUCUGUCAAGGUGGAGGAGGAAGCCAUGAGCUGCCUCAGGAAUGGUGCUCUUAGCAGGUCUACUGGCGAGACCCAGAUGAAUCAACAGUCUUCCAGAUCGCACGCAAUUUACACCUUGCACAUUCAGCAGCGCCGUUUGGCUCCAGAGGAAUCUGAAGACAAAGAGAAUGGAGUCACCGGCGACUUUGAGACUCUCACCUCAAAGUUUCACUUCGUGGACCUGGCAGGUUCUGAGAGGCUGCAUCGAACCGGCGCCACUGGUGAAAGGGCCAAGGAAGGCAUUUCUAUCAACUGCGGACUUCUGGCCCUUGGAAAUGUGAUUUCAGCUUUGGGGGACAAAAGCAAGAGAGCCAUGCAUGUCCCCUACAGAGACUCCAAACUGACCAGGCUGUUGCAGGAUUCGUUGGGUGGAAAUUCUAGAACUGUUAUGAUCGCCUGCAUUUCACCUUCAACGCAAGAUUUUAUGGAAACGCUGAGCACCCUCAAGUAUGCAAACAGAGCCCGCAACAUCAAGAAUAGAGUCACCAUCAACCAAGACAAAUAUUCGCAGCAACUGCACCAGCUCAGGCAAGAGGUGCAGAGGUUACAACUGGAGCUCUUAGAGUACAAGCAGGGCAAAAGGAUGAUUGGUUCCGACGGAGAGGAGUCGGUGAAUGACAUGUUCCAUGAGAACAAAAUGCUGCUGGCAGAGAACAACAACUUCAGAUUGAGACUCAAGGCCCAGCAAGAGACUAUAGACACCCUUACAGCAAGGAACACUGACAUUAAGACGAAGUUGGCUACGAGUUCUUGGGUUAGCAGUGGCGGGGAUGCUGAGACAAGCAAUCAGAUUCAUGAAAUGCUGCACAAAUACGUCCAGGAGGUUGAAGACCUCACCUCGAAGCUUAUGGAAUCUGAGGCUUUGUGCCAGCAGCUGAGAGCAAACAAUGCCAAAAUGCAGCCAAGAGCUGCUUUGAGUCCUCGUCCAAGCACUGCUGGCUUAGAUUUUGAAAGCCCGUCCGUCAUGAACCUGAUUGAGGCAGCUAAAAAAGGAUUGCAGAGAGAACAAGACAUGCUGCAGAGGUCAAAGAGUGAGAUUUUGAACUCAAAGAUAGAGCGAGAUUCUGAAUCUUCGGAGGACGAUGACUCUGACCUGGACUCGGAUUCAGACAGUGAGGAAGAAAAAGAGCAUCAGCAGGAGGAGCAGCGAAUGGGUGAACUGGUCUGCCUGGAAUCUGAAAUAAACAUCAAGCAGCAGCUUAUUGAGCAGCUAGAGUUGUCCCAGAGGCGAAUGCACUCGAUGAAGCAACAGUACGAGGAGAAACUGAGGCAGCUAGAAGCGAGAAUGGAGGCAACUAAAAUCGAGAGGGACAAGGUGCUGGCAAGUUUGUCUGGCAAAAACGCUCCACAGGACGGCACCACUGGUGAACGCAUCAAGAGAGUCAAAGAGGACUAUGAGAGGAAGUUGGCCAACAUGCAAAAGGAGCUCAAGACUCUGCACACUGCCAAGAAGGAGCACGCCAAAGUCCUCAAAGAACACUCUCGAAACGAAAGCCAGCUCAGGCAGUUGAGGAGUGAAUUGUCGGAAAUGAAGAAGACAAAGGUUCGCUUGGUGAACAAGAUGAGGGAGGAAAGCCAAAGACACAAGGUCGAGCAGGAGAGGCGAAACAGGGAACUGGCGCAGCUGAGGAAGGCAAAUCGCAAGCACGAGAACCAGAUCCGAUCUUUGGAGGCUGAGAAGCGUGCCAAGGACGUGGUGCUCAAAAGGAGGCAGGAGGAGGUCAACGCCCUGAGGAGGACCCAGUUCUCAGGGAUGUCUUCGAAGGCGGCUGGCAAAAUUGGCGGCAGAAAGGGUGGGUCACCCCCGCCCCUAAUUCUCUCUUUCCCCCCAACCUCGUCUAAGCCCCCGGUCGGGCGCACUGAGGGCUAUCGUGGUGUUGCAGCCCUUCAAAGAAAGGCGAGCACCUUCUCGCCCAAGGUCGCCAGGCAGAGGUGGUCCACGCUUGAGAAGAACAUCACUCAGAUUACCAUCACCAAGAAAACUAUUGCUGAUUUGGAACACCAAUUAGAAAGUCAUCUGGAAUCUAGAAGGCAACAUGGUCAAGAUUAUGCUGAGACGAGGAGGAGGUUGGCCGAGGCACGGGCCAGAGGUGAACACGAGGACAUCAUUGCUGGGCUGCAAGAGAGGCUGAAAGAAAUCCAGGCUGGAGUGGAAUUCACUCAGGAGAUUAUUGAAGAGACUCAGCAGAGCAUCAUGCAAUUGGAAGACACAAGAGACGGAUCGGAGCCAGGAGAUUUUGAGGCAGUCAUUAAUGAGGUCGAUGAGUUGGGAGAGGCCAAGUACCUUCUUUCAAAGCUCUACCUUAUGACGGUCAACCAGAGUGUGGCUGUUUCUCAACAAGAGCAGGCAAACCGAAAUCUAGAAACAAGACUUAAGCAGCUCGAGCAAAAGAAUGCUCUUCAAGAAGAACUCCUCCAGCACGUUGUGCAGCAGCAAGGUCUGACCAGAACCAUUAGCUCUUCCACUGUGGUACUCUCAGACGAGCCACAUCCAGGUUGUGUUAUGUUGAGUGACAGUUCCGACGAGUCCAGAGCUCCAUCACCCAAUCCCAGUUUGCUUAGUGUUGCCAGCAGCACCAAAUCCAAGGCCCGCAAGAGGACAGCUGACCCCCAGCAGAUGCUCUACAUGAGGGAAUCGUUUGUCAGCUCCCCGUUCAACACGGAAAAGGAGAAUCCAGUUCAGCUCAUGCCUCCACCCGCUAGGACAACCAGUGCUUCUCUAAGGCUCAAUAACCCGUCGCAGACAAGUCCCAUGGUUACUCGCAAGCAGUACGACACGUCCUCCUUGGCCAGCCCCAGGAUGGCCCGUCGCAACACGUACACAGUCAAAUCUAGUCUGGGGCAGUCCGCCCAUCUGGGCUCCAUGGAGCAGGGUAUUGACGCUACCCCUCCGAGCUCACCACCCACCUUCAGACGCACUGUCUCGAGAGAAGAGAAAAAUGUCUUCUCUCGUCUCACUUCCACCGCUGGGGUCACAAGAGACGAGAAGCCUGGACACGGCGUCAUUAGCCAAUUCGGUGGACGAGUUGCCCACAAGUCACCUUUAAUUUGCACACAUGUUGCCGAAGGGCAUUCGAAGGCUGUUUUAUCUGUUGAUGCUACAGAAGAUCUCCUAUUUUCAUCUUCCAAAGAUCGCACAGUUAAAGUUUGGGAUUUGAACCAGGGCCGCGAGCGAGAUUCGUUAAGCGGCCACCCAAACAACGUCGUCUCCGUCAAGUUCUGCGAACGCACCGGCCUUGUUUUCUCCGUGUCGCACUGCUUCGUCAAAGUGUGGGACCUGAGGCAAAACCCUGCCAGGCCCAUUCACACCCUAUGCUCUUCGGGCAACACAGCUAACGGCUCGUUUGCCAUGCCCGACCCUCUGGACAACCCUGGUGGCUCCCCAAUCAAUGACAUUGCCCUCAGCGAGCAUGGCGAAGUUCUCUACAUGGCUGCUGGAGGCAAAGUUCGUGUCUGGGACCUGCGAAGGUUCGAGAAAGCUGGGCAGUUGAUGGGUGGCCAUCAAGCUGCCGUGAUGUGUCUGGCUGUAGGCGCGCUUUCCCAGGUCGAGGACCGUGUCAUCACUGGCAGCAAGGACCACUACAUCAAGGUGUUUGAUGUGCCCAGAUGCAUGGAGGGCUACCUCACGCAGCCCACCAUCAACCUUGACCCUCCCCAUUACGAUGGUGUGCAGUCCCUAGCUCUGUCCAGGGACACGCUGUUCUCCGGCUCCAGGGACUUUUCCAUUAAGAAAUGGGACCUAGGCCGUAAAGAGUGCCUACAGUCAAUCAACGGUGCUCACAAAGACUGGGUGUGCGGCCUGGCACUCCUCCAUGAUGGCCUCCUUGUGUCCGGCUGCAGGGGUGGCGUGCUCAAGCUGUGGGCCACAGAGUCAUGUCUGCCCUUAGGUGAAAUCAAAGCACACAAUUCGCCUAUCAACGCUGUCACCACAAACUCCACUUGCAUCUUCUCAGCCUCAAACUGCGGAGAAAUUCGCAUGUGGAAGGCUCCCCUGCAUUCGGCCAUGACCAUGUCCACCGGUCACCUCUUCGCCCUUUCUCUGUAGACAAGAUACGCCUUGUAGGACUGAUUCAACUUGCGCAUUUAAUUACUAAAAAAAAUUAUAUCUUAACAGAAACCCUCGAAAAAAAAAUCAUAAUCUCUUCGAUUAGUGAUGCAGAUUUUGUGAUAUUGCUUCAGAGCUAAAAACCAAUAAUGAAAAGAGUCACCCUCUGUGAUCCCUUUCAAUCCUUUACAUUGUAGAAUUUAUAUCCCUAUCUGUAACUGAAAAAAAAAGAUCAACUCCCCAUAGUUUGCGACCUUGUAAUCAACCUAAUUGGCUGAUCUGCUGCUGACCUUGAAUCGAAGACUAAUAUUUAAAAUUGGGCUAAAAAAUAGCUUCGCUUAAAACUCUCAAGAAAACGUUCAGCUGCAAACCAAUAUUUGGGAGAGUGGCUGAAAAAAUGCUAUACCAUUUUCAUGUGUUGAUGUGUAUCAAGUGACUCGUUAAAUUAUAUAAUCUCUCUUCCUCUCAAUGUAAUCAUUUGCAUAUCUAUUGGUGCACCUGGGCUGAAGAAAAAGUGAAAAGCACACAAAAUAUUUUUGAACUUGAAAUGCUACCACGUUAAUUGAUUCUUCACCCAAGAAGUUUCAGCCCAGGACAGUUUGAAUGUAUUUUAAUAGUAUAUUUGUAAUAAUGCUUGAUUUGAAUGUGUAAAGUAAGACAGUUCUCUCAGGAGAACUCAUUUUAGAGCACAAUAAAAACGAUAAGAAAAUAUUUAAUCCAGAGAAAAAAUAUUUCUCUUUAAAAAAAAGCUCCAAAAAUACACAGUAUCAGGUAAUUUGAUAUUACAUUUUUAGCGUUCAUUUAUUUAUUUUGUUUUUCCAUUUAUUUCCUUUGUUUGCAUGUUUCGUUCUUAAAAUUUUUCUUUUAUUUAACAAGAA